AUGGUCGCCGAUUCUCCAUCCAUCCUGAAGAUGAAAACAUCUCCGGUCCACACCGAACCCUCCGUGACCACCCGAGUCACAAACCGCAUGCAGCCCUCGACACUUCAAGAGCUUCGACUGGGGACCACCGAGCAAGCAGCGCGCCAUGGCUUUCACGACGAACCCCAGAGGUGGGCCAAUCUGGGCCAAGGCGCACCUGAAGUCGACGAUGAUAUUGAAGGCUGUUUUCCUCGCCCAUCAUCAAUUCCUCUGACCAACAAUGGACGAGAAUAUGGGCCAACAGCAGGCAUUAAGUCUCUUCGAGCCGCCGUGGCAAAGCUGUACAACGACAACUACCGUCAGGGCAAGGCGAGCCAGUACUCGUGGGAGAAUGUCUGCAUUGUGCCAGGAGGAAGAGCCGGGCUGAUCAGGAUCGCUGCUGUCCUGGGUAACGCGUAUCUCGGCUUCUUCAUUCCUGAUUAUACCGCAUACAAUGAGAUGUUGUCCCUGUUUCGCAACUUUGUAGCCAUACCCACACCUUUGUCUGAAGCCGAUGGGUAUCAUAUCCAUGCCGACAAAAUCGCCGACGAGCUGGCACGUGGUACCAGUGUCAUCUUAACCUCGAAUCCUCGCAAUCCAACUGGUCACGCUUUGGAUCCUGAAGAGCUUGCCCUGAUUCAAGAUAUUUGUCGGGACAGAGCGACCUUGAUCUUUGAUGAAUUCUACGCCGGUUACAGGUAUGACACCAACUGCGACGGUAGUACGAUCUCCGCUGCAUCGAACGUUAUUGACGUUGAUCGGGACGAUGUGAUUUUGAUUGAUGGUCUCACAAAGCGCUUCAGACUCCCAGGGUGGAGGGUCGCUUGGAUUGUUGGUCCGAAAGAAUUCAUCAAAGCGCUUAGCUCAUGUGGUAGCUAUCUCGAUGGUGGCUGCAACGUACCGUUUCAGGAGGCUGCCGUCGCAAUGCUUGAUCCUCCGAAGGUCAAGGCUGAAAUGAAGGCCCUUCAAAGUCACUUCAAGACGAAGCGGGAUUACGUUCUCAAGAGACUCGAAGAGAUUGGAUUCAGAUGGAAAGAGCAAAAUGUCCCGCAAUCGACUUUUUACAUAUGGUUGGAUUUGACGUCGCUUGAGCCGCCAUUGCCAAAGAACAGUCCUCUUGACAUCUCCAAUGGACUUUCUUUCUUUGACGCACUGCUCCAAGAGCGAACCAUCGUAGUCCCCGGAAUCUUCUUCGACCUGAACCCAGCAAAGAGACGCGAUCUCUUUGAUAGUCCUUGCCACCAUUUUGUCCGAGUCAGCUAUGGUCCCAAAAUGGAACAGCUAAAGAUGGGGCUUGACGGUAUCGAGAGGGUGGUCAAACGUGCGAGGGGCGAGUUUGGACAAUUUGACACUGCCAUCCACGAUGAGCCUGAGAGCAAGAGUCCUCGCAGCCCGGUUCAGUUCUGGAAGGGAAAGGGACAGGGCGAACACUUCCAAUGA
Molecule: messenger RNA, 1458 nt
Organism: Cladophialophora psammophila CBS 110553
Lineage: Eukaryota; Fungi; Ascomycota; Eurotiomycetes; Chaetothyriales; Herpotrichiellaceae
Exons: 11
Coding region: 1-1458 (485 amino acids)
Biological process (GO): biosynthetic process
Molecular function (GO): pyridoxal phosphate binding
Source: RefSeq, a predicted model, not a curated record